Aureobasidium subglaciale EXF-2481 is the source of this 1255-nucleotide messenger RNA. RefSeq lists its product as uncharacterized. Gene Ontology annotation, biological process: positive regulation of cyclin-dependent protein serine/threonine kinase activity; regulation of transcription by RNA polymerase II; nucleotide-excision repair. NCBI's taxonomy places the organism in Eukaryota, Fungi, Ascomycota, Dothideomycetes, Dothideales, Saccotheciaceae. Gene Ontology annotation, molecular function: cyclin-dependent protein serine/threonine kinase activator activity. Gene Ontology annotation, cellular component: transcription factor TFIIH holo complex. The coding region runs from base 80 to 1183 and encodes 367 amino acids. The transcript is spliced from 2 exons. The record is from RefSeq and is a predicted model, not a curated record.
GCCGAAAGCAUGGGCAACGUCGAAGUGACAAGUUGAGCCUCACAGUGCGACCAUUGUGAGCUCAUCAUCGACGACGACAAUGUCUCGUGUCGGGCAACCCAGGUCCGCAGCGGCGCGGCCGGGCGAAGAUGACAUCUGCCCCGUAUGCAAGUCCUCACGCUAUCUCAACAAGUCCAUGCGCUUCCUGGUCAACCCAGAAUGCUAUCACAAGAUGUGCGAGUCCUGUGUGGACCGCAUCUUCUCCCACGGCCCAGCCAGGUGCCCGAUAGCUGGCUGUAACCGUACCCUAAGAAAGCACAAGUUCCGUGAGCAGACCUUCGAGGACAUCCACGUCGAGCGCGAGAUCGACAUCCGGAAGCGUGUAGCAAAUAUCUUUAACCGCCGCGAAGACGAUUUCGACUCACUACUCGAUUACAACAACUACUUGAACGAGGUCGAAGACAUCACCUUCAACCUCAUCUACAAAGUCGACGUCGAAGAGACGGAAAAGAAGAUCUCAGUCUAUGCCGAUCAGAACGCCAAAGCCAUCAACACGAACGCCGCUCUGGCCUCUCAAGAAUCAUACGAUUACUCGGCCCUGCAAGCCGCCGAAAGAGAACAGGCUCGCUUACGACGAGAGGCUUCUCGUCGGGAAGAAGAGGAAGAAAGAAGAGCUCGUGCAGAAGGAAGACAGGACAUCAUCGACCGCCUUGCCACGGGCUCUGGCGACGCGGAUACCAUUGCACAAGAGAGCCGUGUUACGCUCAAGAAACGACUUGACAAGAAGCAGGCUGCCGACAGACAGAAGCAAUUGCAAGCUGCCGCUGCUGCAAAAGACGCUACAAAUGGCAGCAGUGGUAUCGUCAUCAAGGGUCUCAAAACACGCAAAGCACCUGGCCCAGAAGCUCCCUUCGACGUCUAUGGCGGACUCCAGUUUAAAAACAAUUAUCACAUCGUGCAAGACCACUACGAGUGGGACUGGCUUAACGAGAUUGAUACACAAGUCGCUAUACUCGCAGGCGGCUACAGCAAACACGAGUUCCACUCACGCGCACUAUGCGAGGCAUUCUCGGGCCUUGGGGUCAUCAUUGGAGAGGAGAAGGCUGAGCAGAAUGGCACAAACAACGCUGCGAAUAUCGGCACUGCUGCAGCAGUUCAUGCUGGCGCAGACGCAAAGGACGUCAAGAUGGAGGACCCGUUUUGAAUUCAUUAUGAACGUUGAAUGAUACCCCCGAACAGGCGUUGGCAUGGCAUAUACCUUUUUAUUUUAGCUACC